Molecule: messenger RNA, 728 nt
Organism: Aspergillus vadensis CBS 113365
Lineage: Eukaryota; Fungi; Ascomycota; Eurotiomycetes; Eurotiales; Aspergillaceae
Exons: 2
Coding region: 1-675 (224 amino acids)
Source: RefSeq, a predicted model, not a curated record
AUGCUUUUCACCUCUGUCUUUGCGAUGAUUGCACUUCUCGGCGCCGGCUCACUCGGGGCUGCCGUGGGGCUUCCUAAAGAACAGGAUAGCCAUCAAGAACUGUCGCAAGCCAACGAAAAGCCCGAGGAUUUUGCCAAGCGUCUUUUCAAGGGAGACAUCCUGUAUCGUGAUGUUGAUGAGACCGAACCUGCAGGUUUGGACAAGCGUCUAAACAGGGGUAUCAUCUACCGCAAGUCUGAUGACACUGAACCCGAGACUCUUGACAAGCGUAUAUUUGGAGAUAUCAAGUAUCGCCACCUUGACGAAACCAAUCCUGAGAAGCUUGAAAAGCGUAUUAAUAGGGGCAUUGCCUACCGCAGGUCUGAUUAUAGUGAACCUGAGACCCUCGACAAGCGUCUUCACCAUGAUAUUGUCUACCGCAGGUCUCAUGACACUGAACCUGAGGCCCUCGACAAGCGGGGAAUCGUCUACCGCAGGUCUGAUGAUAGUGAACCUGAGACUCUCGACAAGCGUAUCUUCGGUGAUAUCAAAUAUCGCCACCUUGAUGAAGCAAAUCCCGAGAACCUUGACAGGCGACUCAAUCGGGGCAUCGCCUACCGUGAGGCUGAUAACACUGACAUGGGGAGUCUAGAUAAACGUCUCCACAGGGAGAUCGUCUAUCGCAGAGACGUUUAAUGAGCUAUCGUCAGAAUAGCUCAAAUGUCCUUUAUGGCAGGCUCACAUCUUAU